Messenger RNA from Amphibalanus amphitrite, 3452 nucleotides. RefSeq lists its product as uncharacterized. The record is from RefSeq and is a predicted model, not a curated record. Gene Ontology annotation, cellular component: plasma membrane. Gene Ontology annotation, molecular function: calcium-dependent phospholipid binding; calcium ion binding. Lineage: Eukaryota; Metazoa; Arthropoda; Thecostraca; Balanomorpha; Balanidae. The transcript has 8 exons. Gene Ontology annotation, biological process: protein localization to plasma membrane; positive regulation of protein targeting to membrane; intracellular protein transmembrane transport. Bases 234 to 3452 code for a protein of 1072 amino acids.
GCUCUUGGCUUUGCUUUUGCUCUUGCUUCACAGUCCAGCGCUUUGAGUCCGAUGUUCAGAGAUAUUUGGUGUUUUGGGGAGAAUAUCAUAUGUAGCCAAGGAUAUGAUAUGUAAAAGCAUUGGGCAUAAUUAUUGUGAUAUCGGUAUCCUGUAAUAUCCAGAUCCAAUCACAAUUGGACAUUUGUUUCUGCUGGAGGUAAGUCUCCAGCUGAGGAGCUGCCCGCAGACCCACCAUGCCGGGCAAGGUCAAGGUACGGGUGCUGGCCGGACGGAACCUACCGGUCAUGGACCGAGCCAAUGACACGACCGACGCGUUCGUCGAAAUCCGGCUGGGCACGGUGACGCAGAAGACAGACGUGUGCCGACGGUCGCUGAACCCUCAGUGGAACUCGGACUGGUUUCGGUUCGAGGUGCAGGACGAUGCCGAGCUGCAGGACGAACCGCUUCAGAUCCGUGUAAUGGACCACGAUACGUACUCAGCCCACGACGCCAUAGGCAAGGUGUACCUGAGUCUCAGUCCGCUGCUGGCUCCCGAGCUCAUCAGCCGCGCCGACACGGCACCCGCCGGGUCCGCAGGUGGACCUUCCGUGAUCUCUGGCUGGAUUCCGAUCUACGAUACCCUGCACGGGAUCCGCGGAGAGGUCAAUGUCAUGGUCAAGGUGGACCUCUUCAGCGACUUCAACAAGUUCAGACACUCGUCGUGCGGUGUGCAGUACUUCUCCAGUCCGUGUGUGCCUGCCGGCCACUGCGUGCAGGCCAUGCUGGGCUUUGUGCACGAGCUGGUGGUGAACGAUGACCCCGAGUACCAGUGGAUUGACAAGAUCCGCACUCCCCGGGCGUCCAACGAGGCGCGACAGACGCUCUUCUCCAAACUCUCGGGCGAGGUGCAGCGCAGGAUCGGAGUGAAUGUCAUCGAGGCUGGAGGAAACGCCGUCAUUGGGUACCGUCAGUGUUUUGAUCUGGAGGGUGAGACGGGUAUCGUGGUGCGCGGGAUCGGCACAGCCGUCAGUCUGGUGCGGACUGAGGCGCGCCCCAGCAGUCCCAGUCCGCUCAGUCGCCAGCCGGGCAGCGGCCGUGACCGGGACAGCUCUGCGGUCGAGGGCUCCACCGCCGCGUCCGCCGGCCUCCGUCCCGUGCCGUCCGUACAGCUGAUGCCGGCAACUCCAGAACAGGAGCAGCCGCCGGCGACUCCGCCCUCACCGCGACCGUUCGCCGCGCCGGCGCCGGCCGCCUCGCGAGGCAUCCUAGCCGCCGCUCACCAGUUUGUGAAAGACAGACUGAGCUUCCGACGUCGCGGCUCGCGUCGCACCGGCGCGCGAGCUCUCAGUAGAGAGGCGUUUAGUACACCGAACUUCCAGCCGGUGAUCGAGGCUGCUGCGAGGUAUGAGAAGAAAUCGCGACCCGCCGGCCGUCGGCGGAGACUGACGUCGUCCUGUGAUGGCACUCCGCGCCGACUGGGCUCGCUAAACUCGGUGAGCGAGGCUGCUGGAAGCGCCGUGGAAGACGAUGACGAUGACGGUGACAGCGAGAAUCCCAGUGAGCCUGGUGAAGACACAUUUGAAGAUGGUGAUGAUGAUACUGGUGACGCUGAGGGUGAUGCCGCUGGUGAUGAUGUUGCUGAGAAUGGUGCUGAGAAUGGUGAUGCCGGUGGUGACGCCGAGCGCGAGCGGCCUGUCAUGGUGAUAAGCUCCUCGGAGGACACAGCCAGCGAGACGGGCGACGAGGCGGAGCGGCGCAGCACCGACAUCCCCAACUCCACGCUCCAGCUGGCCCUGGACAGUCUCAGCGCGCAUGACGUGGUGUAUAUUUCCAGCAUGAACAUGUUAGUAGAGGUAGCGUCUCUCUAUCCCAGCCUGAGCACCGAUAAUGCAUGCGAUGACAACGAGGAGCCAGUGCUAGAUCUGGAGAGUUUCUCACAGGACUACCUAGACAACCUGGAUAACCCGGUGCCAUACCCAGUCAAGUUCACCCUGUACCCUGAUAGUUCGGAUAGUCUUUCUAACGAUGAGAGUUCUGGUGUUUGUGCGCCUGUGAGUUUCUCCCUUUACCCUGACAGUGGUGAUAGUCUGGCCCGUUUAACUAACACGGAGGAUGACCGGUCCGGCGACGCGUGCCCCGCCCCUCAUCCGUCCCCAGUUCCUUCGGGAGGCCUCUCACCGUCCUUGUCCAAACCCGAGUCAGCCAGUGACCGGUCCUCAGGGACAAUGGUUGCCUCGCCAGCAGGCGACUCGACCCAUGAGGCUCUCCCAUCUAGCAUCAGUGGGAACGGAUCGACCCGCGGGGUUCUCCCAACCACCGUCAGUGAGCUCUUCCGGCAUUCUGGGAUCGUUUGUCGCAGUGGUGAUGUUCAAACGCUGCUGUCUGACGAGAACACCCCCGCUGCCCCUCGGCUCCCUCAGCGGGACAGUAGCGGCGAUAUAAUGUGGUGUCCGGACGACAGUCAGCCCGGCUCGGCUGCCGGUAGUUUGGAGGUUGUCUCUCAGUUGGACAGCUGUGAUGACCUCGCCUCACCGGCACCGGACGAGCCCGCGUCGACGACGUCGAGCGGUGGUGACGACUGUCUGAGACGGAGGGAUCUUUUCGGUCGUCUGACACCUCCACGCCGCGUUAUGCGACACGUCGUAUCGGCGCCAGAGGUGGUGAUCGGCGCUGGUGCGCGCACCGGCUUCGCUCCGGACCCGUCCCUGGCUUCUAUGAUGUCUGAGGACCCAGAACUAGCGGCCCUGGCCUCGCUGGAUUCGCUCCAAUCAGUCCACAGCGUAUCUGACGUGACGCUAGGCCUGGCUGAGGACGAUCCGCUGAAUUUACCGGGCGCGCCCGAGAUGGCCUCACUGCACAGUGUCUCCUCUGAACAGCUGCUUGCGCUGACUGGCCUACCUGCAGUAGCUGCGAAGGCCUUGUCGCCCACAGCGCGCUGGGAUGUCAGCUCUGACGAGGGCUCCUGCGAUCCCGGUCAGCUGGUCCGCUCUCCUGAGAUGGUGUCUCUGCUGGUGGAGUCCCCCACUCCCCCGGUGACUGCCCCCUCCCCGGACCGUCUAGUUCCCCCGCCGUCCCGUCCCUCCGGUCCCACUCCCGCCGCCUGUCCAUCUCCCUCCCCCUCCCCGCGCCUGUCCGGCCGGUCAUCCUCCUCUCGCGUGAGUGCGUGCGGCGCCCCGCGACAGCGCCGCUCGCCGUACCGGGCCGCGGGCACCGACCGGCGCGCUGAUGGCCCUCGUUCGUCUUGCAGCGACCCGUGUGGUAGUCCCCACCUUCCGCAGCCGCCCGCUGCCGCCAGUGCCGCCUCUGUCCCCGCCGCUGCCGGAGCGCCAGUUGGAGCGCCAGCCGCAGCGUCAGUGGGAGCGCCAGUUGGAGUCCCAGCCGCCCACACGACUUCGGUAGAGGGGAGUGAUUCCGGUGACAAGCUCAGCCGCUCGCUGGAAAACGAUACCAACUUCAAAGGUUUCACCGGCUGA